GGUCGUACUCGGCAGACAGUAUUUUUCCCUAAAACUCGUUAAAAGAAGGAAUUUUCCACCACCCUUCAAGUGGUAGAAGCCAGAAUAUUCUAAACACAAACACACUAAAAAACGUGAGUCUCUUUCCACUUCAAAAAAUCUUAACCGUUAAAUUCACUCAUUAUCGUCCACGUGUUACUUCAUCACAAUCAUCUUCUUAUAAAAGUCCAUCCCCACCCUACGAUUAUUCGCUACGGUGCCCUACUACAUCGUCAACAAACAACCACCACGAAAAAUAUUAAUCUUCUUAUUCUUAUCAUCGUUUCUCUUUUCCAUUUCUUUGUACUUUUCAACAACUACUUUCUCUUCCUCGUUCAUCCUAUCAAUCUUACGCCGGUUCUCUUACAGCUUAUAGUUGAGUAAUGAGUCGCCCACAAGAGCCACAUAGGCCGUUCUUCCCACAUGGAAACCCUUUCCGGAUGAUACUUCCUAAAGGCUCCUAUCUUUCCCCUAAAUUGCAAGCCCUGCUAAAUAACUUUGAAGAAACCUUGGCCGGAAGGUUGAGGAAACUUGUUCCAAAGUGCAAAGAUGAUGUCUUUAGUGUUUCUUGGAUGCUAUUAGCUGUACAGUUGCUCUCUGAGACACACAAUGAUAUCAAAUCUCUGAUAACUGAACUUGGACUUCCUGUAGUCGAUUGGGAUGACAAAUGGAUAGAUGUCUAUUUGGACAAUAGUGUGAAGUUGUUGGAUAUUUGCAUCGCUUUAAGCUCUGAGCUAUCACGCCUAAGUCAAGGGCAGCUCCUGCUGCAUUGUGUUCUGCGUAAUUUGGAACAAAGUGGAUCCUCGAAAGCCAAGUCUUCAAUUGAUAGUUGGAGGCAACACAUUGGCUCGAAGAACCCCAGAAUUGAUAAUUGUUUUGCUAUAAUUGACAAGUUGACGGAAUCUUUAGAAUUGCCCAAGGUUAAGAACUCAGCCAAGGGAAAGACUUUGAUGCGCGCUAUGUACGGAGUCAGGGUGCAAACUUUGUUUGUCUGCAGUGCGUUCAUGUCUGCUUUCACUGGUUCGGAUAAGAAGUUGAUAGACUUGCAUGUUACAGGGACGCACCUGUGGGGUGAGGCGUUUAAUGAUCUCCAGAGAUGUGUUUUUGGGGAAAUUAGAAAUCUAGUUUUGAGUGAUAGAAAUGUUCUUGUUAAAGAAUUGGAAGCAGUUUCUACAAGUGUGAGUGAAGUGUAUUCCGUGUUUCAGGAAGGUGUGGAGCCUACAAAAUCAGAAUCAGUACAAAAGUCUGUUGUCGAACUAAGGAGAAACAUGGAUGAGCUCUCAUCAGGAUUAGAUCUUCUAGCAAAAGAAGUCGACGGAUUUUUCCAUAUAGUGUUGAGUGGACGCGAUGCAUUGCUUGGUAAUCUAAGAGUGUCAGGCAGUGUCUUUGAUCCUCCGAAAAAGCACAAGAUGGAGGAGCAACUUGUGAGAUGAAUACUAGACUAUUGCAAAUCAUGUGUAUAAACAGGUCUAGGUAUGUUUUUUCAUAUUGCUAUAAGAGCAAAUGUAUGAGAUCUUCUCGGGCAUGUUACUAUGCUUAUCUUGUAAUUUGUUAUAUAUGUGUUUUGAGUGAGUGCCUGAGCCUUAUACCUAUGUACUACAAUAUUAUGAUAAUGAUAUAUAUAGAUAUUUGCUUA
Amaranthus tricolor (Joseph's coat) is the source of this 1654-nucleotide messenger RNA. Its product is annotated as protein BPS1, chloroplastic-like. Lineage: Eukaryota; Viridiplantae; Streptophyta; Magnoliopsida; Caryophyllales; Amaranthaceae. The transcript has 2 exons. Bases 402 to 1451 code for a protein of 349 amino acids. The record is from RefSeq and is a predicted model, not a curated record. Gene Ontology annotation, biological process: root development; shoot system development.